Helianthus annuus (common sunflower) is the source of this 909-nucleotide messenger RNA. Its product is annotated as FH protein interacting protein FIP2. The transcript has 11 exons. Gene Ontology annotation, molecular function: protein binding. Lineage: Eukaryota; Viridiplantae; Streptophyta; Magnoliopsida; Asterales; Asteraceae. The record is from RefSeq and is a predicted model, not a curated record. Gene Ontology annotation, biological process: protein homooligomerization. The coding region runs from base 1 to 909 and encodes 302 amino acids.
AUGGGUGGUCUUAUUAAGUCAUUAUCUCUUUACUUUAGUGGAAAGAAGUUUUGCACAACUGUUGAAACGCUAACUCAUAGGGAGCCCCGCUCGAUGCUUGCUGCCAUGUUCAGUGGUCGCCACACUCUUUGCAAGGACUCUGAGAAGGGAUAUGUGUUUAUUGACAGGGAUGGGAAGCAUUUUCGGCAUAUUUUGAAUUGGUUGAGAGAUGGUGUAGCUCCCAUUCGCAACCUGUCUGAUUUAGAGCGUGUAGAGCUUUUGCGGGAAGCAGAAUACUAUCAGCUUCUUGGAUUGGUGGACAUGAUAAAUGAGGUCUUGAAUAAGAAGGAUGAACAAAUGGAUACUGAUUUAACACGCACUGAUAUUAUCAAGAUUGUACAAUAUGCAGCUAGCGGAUGUGUCAGUUUAAUAGGAGUGAAUCUCUCUGGGCUUGAUCUUUCAAAACUGUGCUUGAAGGGUGUGGACUUCAGCUUUGCAAGCCUGAAUAAAGUUAUCUUCUCAGGUGCUAAUCUUCAUCAUGCUCAAUUUCAGGGAGCAGAUGCUGAAAAUACCAAUUUUCAAAAUGCAACAUUGACCGAUUGUGAGUUCACAAAGGCUAAUCUUCGUGGAGCGUUGCUGGCAGGGGCUAAUCUUCGGAGUGCAAACUUACAAAAUGCGUGUGUAAUAGGUUCUGAGUUAUGUGAUGCAGACUUGAGAUCUGCACGUCUCGAGAAUGCUAGAUUCACAUAUGCGAAUUUGGAGGGGGCCAAUCUCGAAGGAGCCAAUUUAACGGGCGCUAAAAUGAGAAAGGCCAAUUUGAAGGGUGCAAAUCUUCAACGUGCUUGUCUUGUAGGUGUUGAUCUUCAGGAUACAUGUUUGGAAGGCGCGGAUUUACGUGGGGCAAGGAGGCAAUCUAUAUAUGAUAUUUAA